AUGAGCGACCGAUACCGCCAACCUGUACCAGGAUCAUCGCCCAUCUCCGACGACCAAGAAAACGACCUCGAACACAGUCCACCUGCUGAAAAGGGUACUUGGAAGAAAAGGGUUUCGACUGCUUGUCUAGCCUGUAAGAAAUCCAAGAGGAAGUGCAGCGGCACAUCCCCUUGCACAAACUGCCAAACCUUCAAACGAAUCUGCAUAUUCGACGAAUCCCUCGACCAACGCCGCCGCGUCGCCGCAAAAAGAACAGCAGACGAACUCUCCUACCACCGCGACCUCCUAACAGACCUCUUCAAACUAGUCCGCGAAGCAAACGAAUCCCACGCCCUCCACCUCCUAACCAUCAUCCGCCACAAUGCCCCAGCCGACGAAAUCAGAGCAUACAUCAACACCACCCUCGACUCCCUCCGCAGCGAUUCUGAUUCUUUCCAGCCGAAGAAAGAAGAAACGGUCGCUAAGCUGGAGGAUGUGCGCCAGAUUCUCAAUGUCGAGGGAUCGACUCCUGUAUUCAGGAGGAAGGUGAUGGAUAUUCAUUACCUGUGUGAUGAGGCGCCGUGUGAUGUUCCUGCGGAGCCUUGGACGACUGUUACGAGGGAUGGUGAUUUGGUUUCGCAUCUUGUUUCGUUGUAUUUUGCUUGGAAUUGGCCUUUUAGUGCGUUUUUGGAUAAGGAGGUUUUUUUGAAACAUAUGAGGAGGGCUGAGGCUGGGAGCGAGUUUUGUAGCUCGUUCUUGGUUAAUGCUGUCUUGAGCAAUGCGUGUUAUUUUUCGGAGUUCUCCGAGGCUUAUGUUGUUCCGGGGGAUAUCUCGUCUAAGGGAAGUGAUUUCUUGGCUGAGGCUGAGAGGUUGAGGGAUGAGGGUCCUUCGCAGCCUAGUUUGGCUGGGUUGCAAGGGACUUUGCUUUUAUAUGAGAGAUAUGCCAUGUCUCGCGAGGACGACUUGGGAUAUAUCAUGCUGCACCAGGCGAUUCGCAUGGGUGAAUCUUUGGGACUGGUGGGCAGCACAGGACCACGAAUGGCAUCUGGCGAGUUAUCUCAAGAUAUGGAUAUUUCAUGCAAACGGACAGCAUGGGGUCUGUUCAAUGUCGACACGAUUGUGCACACGGGCUUCCUUCGCCCUAGUCUGAUCGACCACGUCAAUAUGGCUCGUAUAGACCGCAGUCCGUUGGAAGACCAGUCCCUAUGGCGCCCUUACCCAACGCACCGCGAGGCCCGGCCUUCGUUGCUAUCCGUCUACUUUGACGAAGCAUGUAACCUGUCGACCAUUGCCCGGGAUAUCUCACGCAGCAUGUUCGCCGACCACCGUGUGAGUACAGCUCUCGGCCCGACUCAUCGACAAAGCCGCGAGGCGCUCUACGAUCGUCUUCGUCACUGGCAUGAUCUGCUGCCCGAGGACUUGGAUGUGCGCUAUAGGCCAGCCCCUCACAUCCUCUUGCUGAAAAUGCGAUACAAUACCCUCAUCAUCAACCUCUUCAGUUGUAUCUCUUCCGACCCUUCUUUCGAGCCCAACACACCAGAAAGCCCAUCUCGCCACACCCCAGACACAAAGUAUAAUGCAUGGGAAGUUACCGCAAGCGCAGCGCAAGAAAUUGCCGCCCUAACCCGUCUUCACAGACGGGAGUUCGGGAUCAGUCGUGCCCAUCCAUUCGCCAUGUACGCGAUCAACCUUGCGCUAUUUACGAUGCUCGAACAAGACGCCUUUGACGUGUUAGAUGAUGAUUUCCUAACUCUGGCAAGCGCGUUCUCGGUUGUGGCGAGUCGGUCGGCGCUCGGGCGGAACCUGUUCCAUAUUUUUCGACAGUCGGUGCGCGGGAAGGCGCAAGGGUACCGGAUUCGUAAAUCCGAGAUUCCUGAUGAAUUGAAGGAGCUUUUUGAUGAGGACCCCGCUAGCAAGGGGUGUCACAGAUUCGACGAGUAUGCUGAGGGGUUGGAGAAAUUGAAUCAGAAGGAUAAAUAUCGUGGCAUUGGCGGUGGAUUACAAGAUUAUCCGGGACUUGGACUCUCAGACAUGUUGGAUCGAUAUGAGAGUCUGAGUUUGGGGAAAGACGAGGUUCUCGCUGAGAGAUAUCUCCUUGGGUGCUAG
This is a messenger RNA of Penicillium brevicompactum, 2085 nucleotides long. RefSeq lists its product as uncharacterized. The coding region runs from base 1 to 2085 and encodes 694 amino acids. The transcript has 6 exons. Gene Ontology annotation, biological process: regulation of DNA-templated transcription; DNA-templated transcription. The record is from RefSeq and is a predicted model, not a curated record. Lineage: Eukaryota; Fungi; Ascomycota; Eurotiomycetes; Eurotiales; Aspergillaceae. Gene Ontology annotation, molecular function: DNA binding; DNA-binding transcription factor activity, RNA polymerase II-specific; zinc ion binding.